This is a messenger RNA of Phymastichus coffea, 1921 nucleotides long. RefSeq names its product asparagine synthetase domain-containing protein 1. Lineage: Eukaryota; Metazoa; Arthropoda; Insecta; Hymenoptera; Eulophidae. The record is from RefSeq and is a predicted model, not a curated record. The transcript is spliced from 6 exons. Gene Ontology annotation, molecular function: asparagine synthase (glutamine-hydrolyzing) activity. Bases 175 to 1914 code for a protein of 579 amino acids.
GAAGUUAUAGAGAUGGCGUGUGCAUAUAAAAUCUUGGACGGGGAUGGCCCCAAGCAUAUGAGACAUGGCAGCCGUUAAGACUGUUUCGUCGUUCAUACCGGGCACGUGUACAAAACAGGCAUAAGCAGUAGACAGUUUUCUAUCAAUAAAAAUUAUAAGUUACUUAAUCAAAAUAUGUGUGGGAUAUUUUGUUUGAUUAAUUGUGCAAAGCACGAUAAAAAUCUUUCAAUUAAUCAUGAAUCACGGGAGUGGUCAUUAUGCAAAGAUGUUAUAUCAGCAAGGGGACCAGACGGUUUAAAUAGUCUAACACAAGGCCUGUCAGAAUGGUGGCAUGGUCAAUUCUAUGCAAGCAUAUUAUGGAUGCAAGGUGCAAAACCCAUUUCACAACCACUAGUUGACAAUGACUCCAAUAUACUUUUAUGGAACGGAGACGUAUUUUCUGGUGACUUGUUUCAAGAAGGGAUUUGUGAUAGUGAACAAGUUUUGUCAAAGUUGAGUAUUACAAAUGACAUUUAUUCAAUUUUAAAAAAUAUUAAGGGCCCCUUUAGUAUUAUUUAUUAUCAAAGUUCUUCAAACUUAUUAUAUUUUGCAAGAGACAAGUUUGGCAGGCAUAGCUUAUUAUCCAAAAUAACUGAAAAUUCACUUUUUUUAACAUCUGUUGCGGUUAAGAGUUUAGAAAAUAUUAUAGAAUUGCCAGCUGUUGGGCUGUAUGUUGCUGAUUUGAAUGAAAAAAAAAUAAAAAUAAAAUGUCUUCCGUGGAAUAAACCAAAUAAGAGACUUAUUAAUAUUAUAAAUAGUUUUAAAGAGAAUUACAACGUUGAUAUAACAGUUGAAAUACCAUAUAGUGUGUUACUUGUAGAAAACUCAGUUAUAGAUAGUUCAUCUACAUCUAAAAUGGGAUUUUUAAAAUACCUAGACUAUUUUGAGGACUCCAACAAGUUUGAUGAAAUAAUGGAAUAUUUUUUGAAGCAAAAGGAUAUUAAUCAAAUUGUAAAUGAUUUAUUAAAAUUAUUAAAUGAAUCAGUUAGAAGAAGAGUAAAGAUAAUUCCUGAUUUGUGUAGAAAUUGUACAAAACUUAUUUAUACUAAUGUUGCUAAAUGUCAACAUACAAAAGUUGGUAUUUUAUAUUCUGGAGGUUUAGAUUCAGCUAUUUUGGCUGCUAUAGCUCAUAAUCAUGUUCCAGUUGACGAAACUAUAGAUUUGAUUAAUGUAGCAUUUGAAAAGAAAAACAAUGCUAAUUAUGAAGUUCCAGAUAGAAAAACUGGAAGACAAACUUUUAAUGAGUUAUUAAAAAUUUGUUCAAACAGGAAAUUUAAUUUAAUUGAGGUCAAUGUCUCACAAGAAGAAUUGCAAAGAAAAAGAUCCACUAAAAUUUCUGAUUUAGUUUAUCCACAUGCUACUAUUCUAGAUGAUAGCCUGGCAUGUGCUGUUUGGUUCGCUAGUAGAGCAAAGGGAAAAAUCAAUUUAGAAAAUCAAUCUUAUGAAUCAACUUGCAGAGUUCUUUUACUUGGUAUGGGAGCUGAUGAACAAUUUGGUGGUUACAUGAGACAUAGAACAAUUUUAAAACGUAAUGGCUGGGAUGCUGUGAAAGAAGAGUUGCAAUUGGAAUUUGAUAGAAUUUCUGAGAGAAAUUUAGGAAGAGAUGACCGAAUGGUUGCAGAUCAUGGCAGACAAUCUAGAUUACCUUAUUUGGAUGAAGAUUUUGUUGACUAUGUGCAACAGCUUUUACCAUGGGAAAGGUGUUGUCCGACAGAAAAAUUUCCACCAGGUUUAGGCGAUAAGUUAAUAUUACGCUUAGUAGCUCGAAAAAUAAAACUUCAUGAGGCAGCAAAAUUGCUAAAGCGAGCAUUUCAAUUUGGUUCGCGAAUAGCUGAUGGCAAAGAGAACGCCAAGGAUAUAUCAAAACGAUUGUAAAUCGAUG